Messenger RNA from Cariama cristata (Red-legged seriema), 1132 nucleotides. RefSeq names its product T-lymphocyte activation antigen CD86-like. The transcript has 6 exons. Gene Ontology annotation, biological process: negative regulation of T cell proliferation; positive regulation of T cell proliferation; immune response. Gene Ontology annotation, cellular component: external side of plasma membrane. The record is from RefSeq and is a predicted model, not a curated record. NCBI's taxonomy places the organism in Eukaryota, Metazoa, Chordata, Aves, Cariamiformes, Cariamidae. Bases 27 to 881 code for a protein of 284 amino acids.
CAAAUCCAACCCAUAAAGAAAGCAUCAUGGAGGUCUGCAUAUUCUUCCUUUAUACUAUGAUACUUCUCCCAGGUAUUGCUGCUAGUGUGCAUCAGGUGAAGUCAUUUCUCAAUCACACUGCAUACCUAUCCUGCUAUUUUCCAAACUCUCCAAAAACUGAUAUAAAGGACUUAAGAGUUUUUUGGCAAAAAGGCUUUGUUGAAGUGGUGCACGAAGUAAACUAUGGCCAAGAAAAACAUGAUAAUCUUAGUCCUAAAUAUAUAAAUCGCACCAAGAUGGAUAUGGACAAAUGGACCUUGCAAUUGUUAAAUGCAGGAAUUGUGGAUGAGGGACAGUAUACAUGUAUUGUACAGCACAGAGAUAAAGGAUCGCCAAAGGUCAUACACACAUCUGCGUGUUUACUGCACAUCAUUGCCAACUAUAGUCAACCUGAAAUAGCAUGGCUGCACACUGGGGAACUAAAGCCCAAUGAAUACUUGAAUCUUUCCUGUUCUUCCAGCGGAGGUUAUCCAGAGCCCAAGCAGAUGAUUUGGCUAAUUUCAUAUGAAAACGUAACCAACAGACUUAUGCGUCACAUGGAUGUCUCACAGGAUGCUGUAACAAAGCUGUACAAUGUUACUAGCAAGCUGAACAUCAGAGUUCCUACAAACACUCUCACUAAUAUUAGCUGCUUGCUUCACCUUGGAGAGCAGCUGGGGAGCCUUGUCUCAGUGCCACUAGGCAUAGAGAUACAGGGGGAAGAAAUAGAACAAGUGAAGAUAAGUUUCGUUGGCCCACUUAUAGCUGUGAUUGUACUGAUCACAAUUCUUUUGGGUUUUGUGAUAUUGAAGAAGAACAGAAAUAUCUCACCUACCAACCAGAGUGUCAGUCUAGCAGUCUAGAAGCUAUCCAGCUUGAAACCGAGGCCAUCAGCCAGACUGCUGACUGGGAACCAUCUCUGCGCAUAGCAAGGCCUGAGGUCCCAUAUUCUUAGAUGCUCUGCCAGAACAAGAAUGCUCCCUAGACACCCUGCAGAACAACAUGCAACAUUUUUGUCUGAUGGCUGAAAUCCACUGUCCAGUGUUCUCUGCUUUUAUUUUUGCUCCAGAAUGGUAGUAAAUAUGAUGCUCUGCCUGUCUGCAUGACUAUAUUU